Messenger RNA from Galleria mellonella (greater wax moth), 1185 nucleotides. RefSeq names its product torso-like protein. The record is from RefSeq and is a predicted model, not a curated record. The transcript is spliced from 5 exons. Bases 87 to 1100 code for a protein of 337 amino acids. NCBI's taxonomy places the organism in Eukaryota, Metazoa, Arthropoda, Insecta, Lepidoptera, Pyralidae.
GUUAAAAAGUAUAUCAGUCCACGCGGCGCGCCGACACGGAAUAUUAUAAUUUAUAAUACGGAAUAUAAUAUUACAUUUCUAAUAAAAUGUUGUUGUUCUAUCUCUUUCUAAUAUUCACAUGUGACGUGUGCGUGAGCGAGAAAAGUGAUUUAGGAUACGGACUCAAUAUUGGAAAUGCUAUCGACGUGUUUGCUAAUUACGGCGAUCUAUCUCAAGUAACACAAGUGGUGUCGGCUGACUAUGAAGAUGAGAAACAAGAGCCAACUGUACCGUUCAGCGAGAAGAACAUUAGGGUAUUCCUAAACGCUACCAGUAUAGAAGACAACAGAGAAAACAUGUCUAAUAUAGAAAUACAGCUUUGUGAGACCUUCGAGGAUCUACUCGACACGUAUUUUAGUAAUUUCAAAAUCGAAGGAACAGACAAACCAUGGAAAGCUUUUAUGGGCGACUGGAUAUCGGACGAGAUAUUGCGCACUCUGGGCAUAAUAUACGAUGGUAAACCGGACAACUGCUGUUACGUACUUAUCAAGCUGACGAAAACGCAUAAAUCUGUCAAACUUGGCGAUUUAACAAACGUCAGUAUAAAGGACUACGUCGAGAUGGCGAUUGGCAAGUUGAACUUCAGCGAUCCUGUAGGAGUGAGGAGGUUCAUGAAAAGCUAUGGGACGCACUAUAUUGAUUCUUAUGUUACCGGUAACUUCAUAUAUCAGGUGUUCAAGUACAAAAGACCUUGGUACAACAUUCUGAAAGCCAAGUUACGUAACUCCCGUCAGACCGGCUCCACCAAUUUAAGAUUCUUUUUCUCUUCAUUCUUUUUAACCCAAGUUGGUGAUAUCAGGAUAGCAAGUGGCAAUAAAUCAGUAGAAGAUUGGGCGCGACGGAACCUCCGCGAUGGCCAGUACCUAUACUCAAGACCGAGUCUACUGCGUCUACACUACAGCCCAAUGUUGGCUUCUAAACUCAAUCAGUUCCUUGACAAUGGAGCCCUGCUAGGGUUGAGCUUAAAAACAUUGAGACCAUUAUUCAAAGACCGCCGCAAGGGGGAGCUGUACGCUGAGAUAGUCGAAAACGACCUGCAGUUAUGGGAAAUCAAUGCGUAAUAUUUAAACAAAACUGUGAUAUAAUAAUGUAACUACAAAUUUAGUUUUAAUACUAUUUGAAUAUUAAAGAUUUUCUGCAUAGGAA